CUGUUCUCCAGUGCAAGUCUCCAGCUCCUGCUUUGCACACACACACACACACACACACACACACAGAGCCUGGCUGCCUGCGGAGAACAGACUUCCGCAAGGCAGCCUUCCAGAGACAGCCAGAGUGCUCAGAGAGACGGAGCUGCUGGAGAGCGCCUGGGAAUGGCUGACAGCUACAUUGAGGAAUCGGAUCUCUUUCCUGAGAAAGAGGAGACUUUGGAGUGGGGUUAUGAAGAAGGAGUUGAGUGGGGAUUAGUCUUUCCUGAUGCUAAUGGAGAAUACCAGUCUCCUAUUAACCUGAAUUCAAGAGAAGCAAAAUUUGACCCCUUGCUGUUGGAAGUAUGUUUAUCACCAAACUAUGUUGUGUGCCGUGACUGUGAGGUCAUCAAUGAUGGACACUCGGUUCAGAUCCUCUUAAAGUCCAAAUCAGCGUUAGCAGGAGGACCCUUGCCUCGAGGGCAUGAAUUUGAACUGCACGAUGUCCGGUUUCAUUGGGGGAGAGAAAAUCAGCGUGGCUCUGAACACACCGUUAAUUUCAAAGCUUUCCCCAUGGAGCUCCAUCUAGUUCACUGGAACUCCACAAUGUACCACAACAUUGAUGAAGCACUGGGGAAGAAGAACGGCAUAGCCAUUAUUGCUUUAUUUGUGCAGAUAGGAAAAGAGCAUUCAGGUCUGAAGGCUGUUACUGAAAUUCUGCAAGACAUCCAAUAUAAGGGAAAGUCCAAGACAAUACCGUGUUUUAAUCCCAACACAUUAUUACCAGACCCCCUGCUACGAGAUUACUGGGUGUACGAAGGCUCUCUCACGGUUCCCCCCUGCAGCGAAGGUGUUACAUGGAUCUUAUUUAGAUAUCCUUUAACUGUAUCCCAACUUCAGAUAGAAGAGUUUCGACGACUGAGGACACAUGUUAAAGGGGCAGAACUGCUAGAAGGCAGCGAUGGAACACUAGGAGAUAACUUUAGACCCACACAGCCACUAAGUGACAGAGUCAUAAGGGCUGCCUUCCAGUAGCAAAGACAAAUAAUGAAAAUAAUCAUAAUGUAGAGAUCAGACAGUCUCUACCAAAGGGAUCAGAUGUGCUCCUGCCAAUAUGAAGAGGUCUGACGGGAAAGAUAAGAGACAGAGAAUAAAGGAUUCUCUAACACGAAGAAGAGAAAAAUGGGACUUAGGAAGUAACAAAUCUCACUCUCAGAAUAUUGAAAAAACAUGAGCCCCUUUGAACUUGCUUCAGUGUAAUCUGUCCACAAUAUGUAUUAGUACUAAUUAUUUGAAAUAUUGUUUACUGAUCAGCAUGCACUAUAGCAAGAAGAGUAUGCAUCUCUAUGUCAACCAAAUCAUAAUUACAUUUAAACAGCAUUGCAAAUGAUGAGGACUGUCUUUCCCUCGAUUAAACUUAUUAAUAACAAAUGAUACAUUUCAUUGGUUUUCCAGAAAAUUCCUGGGUUUUCAGCCAAUAGUUUCACAAUUACAUUUUUGGAAGCUGUAGAAUAAUCUCCAGUUAAAAGUAAAACAGACAAUAUAUGUAAUGUAUUGAUGGAAACCUGAGCUUCCAAUAUUCUGUAAGCUUUUUCUGAUAGGGUUAUGCUAAUGUCUAAUUCAAUGAAUGUCAUUCAAGUCAGGACAUCACACAGGCCUUUAAUAUUUAUUUAUUGUAUGUAUAUGUUACCUUUUCUCUAAAGGUGCAUACAUACACAGUUUUCUUCCCCUUCUGUUAUAUUCUCACAACAACCUUUUGAGGUAUUUACAAAGAAAGAACAGAGCAGGCCUAAUAUCACCCAGGAGUGGGAAUUUGAACCCGGGUCUUCUCUGUCCUAGUCCAACACUCUAAUCAUUGCACCACACUGGUUCUCAUCAAAUAUAACAUGUGCUAUAAUAUAGGUGGAACAUAAAUAAACAAACCAACAAAAAUAAAUAACAUGAAUAUAUGAAAAAGGGAUAUAAAUCCAUAUCCAAAAUCAACACCUAUUGUCGGGAUGUGUUCAUUUGAUAAUUUCCAAUAAAACUUUUUCCUAAAGCAUUUCUAAUUUUCAUAUUAAGAUUUGUUUUUAUAUCGAGACUUUUACCUUUAAGGAAAACUAUAGGUCACACAUUUCUUUUCAAUUAACCUAAUUUAUAAUUAACACGAAAAGCUGUUGGUGUCGCCUCCUGUUCAACACAGCUAUAAUAAAUGCAAUAAAACACGCUUUCACGUGGUU
Molecule: messenger RNA, 2195 nt
Organism: Podarcis raffonei (Aeolian wall lizard)
Lineage: Eukaryota; Metazoa; Chordata; Lepidosauria; Squamata; Lacertidae
Gene: CA8
Product: carbonic anhydrase 8
Exons: 9
Coding region: 163-1011 (282 amino acids)
Molecular function (GO): carbonate dehydratase activity; zinc ion binding
Source: RefSeq, a predicted model, not a curated record